AUGGUUCUCCGAGAGGAGUGGCGUGGCACAAUUCCAGAGCCGUCGGUGUCCCGGGUCCCAGAAAAGCGUUCUCGAAGGCACUGUGUCUUCAUUGCGGCCGUGGCCGUCACCGUGGCCAUCGGCCUCCGCCUUGGCGCCACGGAGGUGGGGGCCUCCGACCUGGAGCACUAUGGCGCCCACACGCUGGUGUUGCUGCGGCACGGCGAGUCGGAGUGGAACCUGGAGAACCGAUUUACAGGCUGGGUAGAUGUGGACGUCUCCGAAAAAGGUGCAGAGGAGGCCAUACAUGCUGGCAAACUCAUGCACAAUGCAAAUCUGAGUUUAGACGUUGCGUUUACCUCCUACCAGAAGCGAGCCAUCAAGACCUUGAACCUUGCCCUGGAGGAGAUGAAUGCGCUCUGGAUUCCUGUGACCAAGUCCUGGAAGCUGAACGAGCGCAUGUAUGGUGACUUGCAGGGCUUAGACAAGAAGGAGACCUCGGAACAGUUUGGUGAAGAGAAGGUUUCUAAGUGGCGGCGCUCUUUUGCAGUUCCGCCGCCUCCCAUCAAGGAGGACAGUCCCUACCAUCCCAAACUGGACCCAAAGUAUAAGAACGUCCCUGCAAAGAAAUUGCCGACGACAGAGUCAUUGUCGUCGACCAUUGAGCGCGUGAUGCCAUUCUUCAAGUCAAGUAUAGCGCCGGAGCUUCGCAAGGGCAAGAAGGUUCUUGUUGCAGCCCACGGCAACUCCUUGCGUGCGCUGGUGAAGUACUUGGAUGACUUGCCCGAGGAAAAGAUCGUUGGCCUCAACAUUCCGACAGGGGUACCGCUGGUGUACAGACUCAACCAUCAGCUGAAGCCGGUGGCGCUGCCAGGCCAUACCGAGCUGAUUAGUGGCGUCUACCUUGGAGAUCCAGCCUGGGUGCAGUCCAAGAUCGAUGGGGUCAAAAAUCAGGCGCAUGGCUAG
Effrenium voratum is the source of this 945-nucleotide messenger RNA. NCBI's taxonomy places the organism in Eukaryota, Dinophyceae, Suessiales, Symbiodiniaceae. The record is from the annotation of a GenBank genome assembly.